Dimorphilus gyrociliatus is the source of this 1928-nucleotide messenger RNA. The record is from the annotation of a GenBank genome assembly. Lineage: Eukaryota; Metazoa; Annelida; Polychaeta; Dinophilidae.
GACAUGCUUGGAAACGGCGAAACAAUAUGGGGAUGAUGUUGCUAGACUACAAUUAAGGAUAAUUUUUUUCUCAAUAUUUAUCGUUUAUUAUAAUUACAUUUAUUAAAAGUAAUAUUCUACUUAAUUUGCGAUCUUUCACCGAACAAAUCAGGGUAAUUUUUUCAAUGAUUUCCUAAAUUUAAAUAAACAGAAAACUUAAUUAAUUUUGAUAUAAACAGAUGUCAGUCUACGAUAGAGCAGAGAGAAGUCUCGUCAAUCUAAUAGGAAGUACUGGGAAAAAUAUCGGUCCCGGCUCCUACAAUAUGGAUUCGCCUAAUCCAAAGAAAAUUCAAAUAGAUGGAUAUGCUCCAUUCUUAUCCAUGACAAGCCGUGAAACGUUUCCAUCGCAAAUUGAAACUACAGCGGCUUUACCUGGACCGGGGCAAUACGACCCGGGUACUAUUCAAUUAACAGUUAAAGGUGGUAGUUCCCUCUCGAAUAAGGAGGGUCGAUUUAAACACAAAUCAGAAGUUACUCCGGGACCAGGCCAAUAUAAUCUUGAAGAGAAAAAAGCUUCACCAGUUAAAAUUGAGGCUCCCCACGCAAAAAAUGUUUUAAUUAUGGCGAGAACAAAACCAGUUAAAGUUGCUCAAGCCCCAUCCAUACCAGUUCCUCAGCAGGCCUACGGUUACGAAGAAACCGAAGAUGGGCUGCUACAAAAGCAAAAACCGCCCAAACGAGACGUCUCAUUAGGACCAGCCUAUUAUAGAGUAUCUACAGAUAAAGUCGAAUCGGACUUUAAAGGAACACAGUGGUGUAAGAGAACGAGUCAAAGAUUUACUUUUGGGGGUAGAGAGGGGCCCGGACCCGGAGAAUACGAAGUUGAUUUAAAGAGGUCAACAAGAGCUUUGAACUUAAAUAUCGCCGUUUCGGAAAAAGGCAAACCCGAUCCAAUUAUACCUAGAUAUAAUGAAAUAGUUGAAAUUAAAGCGAAGAAAGAAGGAAUUCCCGGACCGGGAAAAUAUGAAAUACCAAGUCAAUUCGAUAAACUGCAAAAGAAUAAUGUGGAUAAUGUUGAGUUUUCUCCGGAACAUCCGCCAUUCGGUUCUCAAAGUAUGAGAUUCGGUAGGAUGAAAGAAAGUACACCAGCACCAGGUGCUUAUAACGAUCCUAGACAAGCUUUAGACGCUCUAAGAAAAGUUAGUGGCCUUAAGAAAUCUCCUUUUGGUCAAACUAGUGUCAGAUUCAUUUCUGAGAAUCGAGGCGGUCCAGGCCCAGGGGCGUACAAUGCCGGCGGUAUGGGUUCUGAAAGUAUGAGAAAAGCUUACAUGGAAUCGACAAGACGGGGAGUAUUUGGAACAACCGCACCAAGGUCGCACGGUUUAGCGACAAAAACUGAAACUGCUAACCCUGGCCCAUCUCACUAUCAACCCAAAGAAGUGCCAUUUAAACCUAAGUACGAUAAUGCAUCAGCCAAUUUCCAAUCGCUCACAAAUAGAUUUGAAGCUGAAGCAAUCAUUAAGGAUACACCUGCUCCUGGAUCCUACGAUGUUCAUAAGGCUCAUACGAAAUUAAUAAAGAGAGAACUGGCACCGCCUAGGACAACGGAAGCUAAGAAACGACACAAUGCCUUCCAAGUUUCAAGUGGGCGUUUCGUUCCGCCCCACGAUAUAAUUGUAGAUGAAACGGAUCCAAGUAAUCCAGCUCCGAAUAUGUACGCUCCAAAAAUAACCGGCAGAGCAAAUAAUCCAUUGACCGCAAAGGAUAAAAGAUUUAAGAACCUAUCAAAAGAGAAUGUACCAGGACCGGGAACGUACGAAUUUAAUCCACUCAUACAAGAUACAGUAUUAAAGGGAACAUUCAACGCAACGUUGAGCAAUCCUUUGGCGAAUACUUCGCAGAGCGGUAGCAUUCCACCUAGUAAACAAGCGUUUAUGUUGGGCGUCUAA